Ixodes scapularis (black-legged tick) is the source of this 2253-nucleotide messenger RNA. RefSeq names its product aspartate--tRNA ligase, mitochondrial (gene AspRS-m). Gene Ontology annotation, cellular component: cytoplasm; mitochondrion. The record is from RefSeq and is a predicted model, not a curated record. NCBI's taxonomy places the organism in Eukaryota, Metazoa, Arthropoda, Arachnida, Ixodida, Ixodidae. The coding region runs from base 329 to 2230 and encodes 633 amino acids. Gene Ontology annotation, biological process: aspartyl-tRNA aminoacylation. The transcript is spliced from 16 exons. Gene Ontology annotation, molecular function: ATP binding; nucleic acid binding; aspartate-tRNA ligase activity.
GUUUUGUGAUCCAACUCUUGUUACCCCUCGUUCGACUCCGUAUCUAUCAUCGGCAUCGACAUAGCAAGAUGAGCGCGCCCUGCGUUGUUUUUUCUGUGCUCGUGACCCGCCUUUGCGAGGUCGUUUGAUGGUUUGAUUUCAACUUUAUCACAACGCACUACCAAAGAACGGAGGAAGAAGAGAUUGCUACGUUUACUGCGUUAAUUCAUGGUGCACUUCUCAACUUCUGACUGUUCGUGUAACAAGGACCGACUUACUUAAUAUUCCCGCACGUGCGAUCGCCAUGUGAUACUGUGAUCUCCACAGACCUUCAAGGGAAUCGGCUAGUAUGUCAGGGUUUGGCGGUCUCAAGCAUACUUUACUGUGCUUAUCGAGAGGACUUUUGAUGAAUCCUACAGCCGUCAGGUCGGUCGUAACAGAGGCGAGAAGACUGUACUGCUCGCCGAGCUGUUCAGUACUGAACCGGUACACAUGGAGAACGCACACCUGUGGAGAACUGAGACCCGUGCAUCGAGGAAAACAAGUGACGCUGUGUGGGUGGAUCCUCUUCAAAAGGAUGGACAAGUUCCUGAUAGUCAGGGAUGCGUACGGAAUUACGCAAGUGGUCAUUCCCGAUGACGAAAAAGCAGCGUCAACUCUUCUGGAGUCAUUGCCAUUGGAGUCUGUAGUUCAGAUAACUGGAGAGGUUGUAGAAAGACCACAAGGACAGUGGAAUGAGAAUCUUCCAACUGGGAAAAUUGAAGUUCUCUGCAAGGAGUUAAAAGCUUUGAACAAUGCAAAAGUGGACCUACCUUUCCAUGUUCGAGAGUAUCAGAAGAAAAAAGAGGCACUUCGGAUGCGGUAUCGCUACUUGGAUUUACGAUCCUCAGAAAUGCAAAGGAACCUGAGGUUCAGGUCAGACCUUCAGAUGCGCAUGCGAAACUUUUUGGUUCAGUCGUGUGGUUUUGUGGAGAUUGAAACUCCAACACUGUUCAAGAGAACUCCUGGGGGAGCACAGGAGUAUGUGGUGCCAACCAGAUUUCCUGGCCAGUUCUACUCUCUUGUGCAAAGUCCUCAGCAGUUCAAGCAGCUGCUGAUGGUGGGAGGGAUAGACCGCUACUUCCAAAUGGCCCGCUGUUACCGGGACGAGGGGGCUCGCCCGGACCGACAGCCAGAGUUCACACAGGUGGACAUUGAGAUGUCUUUCGCAACGGCAAAUGACAUAAUGGAAGUUACGGAGGAGCUGUUGGUCAAGAGUUGGCCGGAGGAUAUGACUCCGAUCACCGAGCCAUUUCCCAUCAUGACGUACAGAGAUGCCAUCCGGCAGUACGGUACUGACAAGCCCGAUUUGAGGUUUGGAAUGCAGCUUGUCGACGUCACGCAAGUCAUGAAGGAUUGUGACCUCAACUUCAUCUCCAAGGCAACAUCUGCUGAGGGCUCUUCAGUGCAGACAAUUGUUGUGCCUGGUGGUGCUCGUGUGUGGAAACGGGUUCAUGCGGAAGCCUUCAAGGACAUUGCAAAGCACCAUUUCGACCUCCAGGGCAUUGUGGACAUUCAGGUAUGUGAAGACAGUACUGUUAAGUCAUCGAUCAAGAAGCACCUGACCCCUGAGCUAACCGGGAAACUGUUACAACGACUUCAUGCAAAACCGGGAGACUUGAUACUGAUGUGUGCUGGCAACACAGAGAAAGUGUGCUUGCUCUUGGGGAAGCUUCGACUGGAGGCAUUGAAAAUCCUCUCCGAAGCGGGAAUUCAUCUCCUUGAGCCAGGAACAUUCAAGUUCUUGUGGGUUGUUGACUUCCCCCUGUUCAAGCUUGAGGAAGAUGGGGGAUUGAAAGCAAAUCACCAUCCAUUCACUGCCCCACACCUUGAUGAUUUACAUCUCAUCCACACAGACCCACUGAAGGCCAGGGGUCAGCACUACGAUUUGGUGCUGAAUGGCUGGGAAGUUGCAGGCGGCUCUGUGAGGAUCCACAAUGCACACCUGCAGCGGCAAGUUCUACGGGAAAUUUUGAAGGAGGAUGAUGCACAGCUCAGUCACCUGUUGGAGGCCUUGGAGUCAGGAGCGCCACCUCAUGGAGGAAUUGCUCUGGGUCUGGAUAGAUUGGUGUGCAUCUUGUGCAACAGCCCAAGCAUCCGGGACGUCAUAGCAUUUCCCAAGUCGGUGGAAGGCAAGGAUCUCAUGUGCAAUGUACCUGCUCGCAUCACACAAGCAGAGAUGGACCUCUAUCACAUACGUACCGUGGACUAGAAUAAAUUACAAGUAUAGUAGUG